AUGAUGAUGAGCAUGCUUUAUUAUGGACUGAAUAUCUAUUGGAUUGCUGGUAUUGGAUUGUAUUCGCUCCGAUUCUUCAAUAACUUUUUUCAUCACAUAUUGCAAUAUGGAAGAUUCUCUCCGACCAUUGAAAAUCAAAGUUCAGAACGAAAGAAAAAUCUCGUUCAGAAAGUAAUUUCAACUCUCUUACAACCUCUCAUCACUGAGAAGCUUCAUUGGAGAUGUAUUUAUUCCAUUGGAUUAUUUUUCAAUACUCUUAGUUUAAUUUAUAUAUUUAUUUAUUAUUUUCUUCGCAAUAAUUCUGAGAACAAAAAUGGAAAUUUUAAUAAUCGUAAUUUUGGAACGAUCAACUGCAUGAUCGUGAUGAUUCUGCUCUAUGAAAUUCAUUUAUUGAAAAGAUGUGUUGAGGUUUUUUUCUUUCAACCAUGGACUCACCCAGCAAGAUUGGUUGGACCUUUCUUGUUCUUGAGUGGAGUUUCAUAUUAUAUUUGUGCUCCUUUAAGUUUAUGCGUUUCCUCUUUGUUGAUCAUUGAAUCAAAUAGUUUUGAAGGUCAUAACAGUUCUUAUGGAAACGACAUGAUACAAAUAGCAAUGGUGAUGGCUGGAGUGAUACUAUUUUUGUGGAGCUGUUUUCAUCAAUACAAAUGUCAUGCCAUUCUCUAUUCUCUAGCUCGCAUCAAGAACAAAAACCCUGAAAUUGGAUAUCAAAUCCCAAGAGGAGAUCUUUUCGAAUAUUUAUACUGCCCUCAUUAUUUUACAGAAAUACUUAUGUAUUUUUCACUGAAUUUGAUGAUUGGUUUUUCACAAUUUCCAAUGUUAUUUUGCUUUUCAUUUACCACUCUCAACCUUUCCUAUCACUCCUUUGAGACCCAUGAUUGGUAUCAACAAAAAUUUAAAGACAAGCUUCCAAAAUCAAGAAAAAUAUUCUUACCUUUCAUUGUUUGA
Molecule: messenger RNA, 945 nt
Organism: Naegleria lovaniensis
Lineage: Eukaryota; Heterolobosea; Eutetramitea; Acrasida; Naegleriidae
Exons: 3
Coding region: 1-945 (314 amino acids)
Biological process (GO): polyprenol catabolic process; dolichol-linked oligosaccharide biosynthetic process
Cellular component (GO): endoplasmic reticulum
Molecular function (GO): 3-oxo-5-alpha-steroid 4-dehydrogenase activity
Source: RefSeq, a predicted model, not a curated record